Molecule: messenger RNA, 8619 nt
Organism: Culex quinquefasciatus (southern house mosquito)
Lineage: Eukaryota; Metazoa; Arthropoda; Insecta; Diptera; Culicidae
Biological process (GO): protein targeting; protein import
Cellular component (GO): membrane
Molecular function (GO): ATP binding; protein binding; ABC-type protein transporter activity
Source: RefSeq, a predicted model, not a curated record
ACGAGCCAGUGCCAUUCGGUUAACUGUGCAACACUUUCUUGCUCAGUUCAGUAAUUGAUUUGAAUGAUUUCAAUUUGUUAUGAUAAGAGUAUUAUUUCGAGUUAAUGUUGCUUAAACCAAGAUUUAUUUGUUGUUAACUAUGGGCUGCAAAGAAUAUAAUAAAAAACAAAGUAAAGCUUAAAUUACCAUACUAUGGAGCAGUCCUAUUUAUCGCUAAAAACUGCCGAAGGCUACACCGCACACAUCCUCCGUGCAGGAGACACAUAUGGUGCCAUAGUAAUGGACAACACAAUUGCAAGAUGCUGCCAAGUCUUUGAAGUUCCAGUGAAGGUUGGUUUCCCGUUUUCUGAAAAUGCUAUCAUCCCUUUGGAAAUCAACCCAAAACACGUCCAUCUCCUAUGUGCGAACGGUCAACGGGUGUUGUUCAUAGGCCGUCUAGGACUUCACGGCGGUGGCCAUAGCCAAUCCUGCUCAGGGGAACCAUGUUCAGUCUAUCAUUGUACCAAAUGUGACUAUACUUGUCCAAACAGUAGAUGCGUGGAGUAUUGCACACAUAUUUCAAGACACAAUUGUGCUCGGCGAGUUGCGGAAAAGGAAGAAAGGCAGCGAAAGCAGGAGCUUCUGCGACAGGAAGCCGAGAGACGGCGCCGUGAACAGGAAGAAAAAGAAAAAGAAGAAAGGCAGCGAAAGCAGGAGCUUCUGCGACAGGAAGCCGAGAGACGGCGCCGUGAACAGGAAGAAAAAGAAAAAGAAGAACGGCAGCGAAAGCAGGAGCUGCUGCGACAGGAAGCCGAGAGACGGCGCCGUGAACAGGAAGAAAAAGAAAAAGAAGAAAGGCAGCGAAAGCAGGAGCUUCUGCGACAGGAAGCCGAGAGACGGCGCCGUGAACAGGAAGAAAAAGAAAAAGAAGAACGGCAGCGAAAGCAGGAGCUGCUGCGACAGGAAGCCGAGAGACGGCGCCGUGAACAGGAAGAAGAAGAAUGGCAGCGAAAGCAGGAGCUUCUGCGACAGGAAACCGAGAGACGGUACCGUGAACAGGAAGAAAAAAAAAAAGAAGAAAGGCAGCGAAAGCAGGAGCUUCUGCGACAGGAAGCCGAGAGACGGCGCCGUGAACAGGAAGAAAAAGAAAAAGAAGAAUGGCAGCGAAAGCAGGAGCUGCUGCGACAGGAAGCCGAGAGACGGCGCCGUGAACAGGAAGAAAAAGAAGAAUGGCAGCGAAAGCAGGAGCUUCUGCGACAGGAAACCGAGAGACGGUACCGUGAACAGGAAGAAAAAAAAAAAGAAGAAAGGCAGCGAAAGCAGGAGCUUCUGCGACAGGAAGCCGAGAGACGGCGCCGUGAACAGGAAGAAAAAGAAAAAGAAGAAUGGCAGCGAAAGCAGGAGCUGCUGCGACAGGAAGCCGAGAGACGGCGCCGUGAACAGGAAGAAAAAGAAGAAUGGCAGCGAAAGCAGGAGCUUCUGCGACAGGAAACCGAGAGACGGUACCGUGAACAGGAAGAAAAAAAAAAAGAAGAAAGGCAGCGAAAGCAGGAGCUUCUGCGACAGGAAGCCGAGAGACGGCGCCGUGAACAGGAAGAAAAAGAAAAAGAAGAAUGGCAGCGAAAGCAGGAGCUGCUGCGACAGGAAGCCGAGAGACGGCGCCGUGAACAGGAAGAAAAAGAAGAAUGGCAGCGAAAGCAGGAGCUGCUGCGACAGGAAGCCGAGAGACGGCGCCGUGAACAGGAAGAAAAAGAAGAAUGGCAGCGAAAGCAGGAGCUUCUGCGACAGGAAGCCGAGAGACGGCGCCGUGAACAGGAAGAAAAAGAAAAAGAAGAACGGCAGCGAAAGCAGGAGCUGCUGCGACAGGAAGCCGAGAGACGGCGCCGUGAACAGGAAGAAAAAGAAAAUGAAGAAAGGCAGCGAAAGCAGGAGCUUCUGCGACAGGAAGCCGAGAGACGGCGCCGUGAACAGGAAGAAAAAGAAAAAGAAGAACGGCAGCGAAAGCAGGAGCUGCUGCGACAGGAAGCCGAGAGACGGCGCCGUGAACAGGAAGAAAAAGAAAAAGAAGCUGAAAAGUGUGAAAUCCGACAAACAUUAAAAGAAGCAGUUGCAGAUUCAGAGCUAACAAAUACAAAGAAUAAAACUGAUAUCAGUGAAACAAAUUGUGAUAGUACUAUAGAAACUGUUUUGUACAAUCGAUAUGGAAUUUUCACAGAGGUGGAUAUCAAACAAAGCAAUAGCACACCUUUGCUUUCAUACAAGGUGUUUCAAAAUUUUCUUUCUAAUUUCGAUCCAUCACAGAACCGAUUUAUCGAUGAUAUUGAUAAAGCAAAAAGUAGGGGAGAUCCUAAAACUAAACCUCAAAUAACUGUGACUUGUAACACAAGUGCAGCUCGUAAUCGGUUCUUGAACCAGUUAAAUGAAAAUAUUAUCAAACAUAAAAAACUCAAUGACACUGACACAAGCACUACUUUGAAAAAAGUUGAAGCUUUCAAAAAAUUACGUCCGGUCGUUGAAAAACAUAUUUCUAAAGUUGAUGCCUCUAUACUGCAGACAAUUAUGGACUACGCUCUUCGUGGUGGGGUACUGCAAAAAAAAGUGGUAAAAAAAUACCCUGUUUUCAAAUGGGUUGAGCAAAGCCUUGUAUUAAAUAUUGUACUUUUUUCAAGCAUUGAUUCGAUCGACUUUGACACAUUCAGAAAAAAUUGGAUGGAAAUUACACUUAUUUUCAACUGGGAGCAACGGAUUAAACUGCUCUAUGAUUUAGAAACCAAACAGACAUUGUUGAAACUAACGCUAUCCCAAAUCAACGAAAUAACUGCAUUGGUGCUGCAUUCAAGAAGUGAAGGUUUGAACAUAUUAACAACCAAAUCUUGCGGUUGGUACUGUGACCUGAAGCGUUUAUGGCUUCUACCGAGACUGCAACAGUUCAGUUCAGAGCAACGAGAUGCAUUAUUGGCUUCCCUGAUUGAUCUUCCAUGGAGUAUCACAAUGACAAAACAAUUUCUUCGUUUUGUGAAUGGUCAAACAAACGUGAACUUCCUGUUGGAACUGCUCAAACUCAUUCAAGUUGAGGAGCCACCUUUUUCUUUGGUGAUGUAUAUUUUACUCAAUACAUCUCAGAGCGAAUGGACAAUUGAAUUGACAUAUUAUGUGUUUGUGCGGAAAAUAUCCUUGAAGUCGCAACCACUAGCCCAACAAAUCCAUAUUUCGAUCGGUAAUCGGCUACGAACAAAAAGUAUUUUUAAUUUGCUCGAACAACUCGUUACUAAGCACUAUCAGCACUUUGAGAGAAACGUGCAAUUAUUCGGCACAAUUCUAGAACGACUUUUAAACUAUAAACUCCUGUCAAAUGUGUGGGAAAAGGUAAUAAACGCAGUUGUUAACGAAAACAACGUAGAUAAUUGGUUGAAACUAGCUGAAAAAACUGCUGUUGGGAACAUAUUCAAUGCUUCGCGAGAAUACGAAACAGAAGAACUUAUUGAAAAAAUUGACAUUUCUUUGAACAACUGCAACAGUCGAAUGAAUUUGACUCGUGAAUUGAGGUUGUAUUAUAAUUCGCAAAUGAUAAAAGGGGUUGCGGACCAUGUUGCUGACCCUAUUAGUUUAUUACAAAUUGGACUGCGAUUGUUGAACACAAUCAAUGUUGCUGGAAUCAAAAGAAGUGGUGCCACUAUCUAUGAAAAAACAGCAGUAGUUGUGGCAGCUGCUCAACGGUGCCAUAAGUUAGUGCCACGAACCACUCAAAUUUUAUCGAUAUUAAUUUUAUUGAAUUCAGAAACAAACAAGGGUCGACUCUUGCAAAUUAACACUGGCGAGGGCAAAUCAAUCAUCGUCGCCAUUCUGGCUGCCAUUCAUGCAAUAGGAGGGAAGAAAGUAGAUGUGGUCACGACAUCUACUGAACUAUCUAAACGGGAAGUGGAGCGGCAACGAGCAUUUUUCGAAAUGCUUCAGCUUACCGUCGACGAGAACAGUUCCGGUCGGGACAAAAAAACGAUUUACAGCUGUGACGUAGUGUAUGGGACCGCUUCCGAUUUUCAGGGUGACAUUCUCAGAACCGAAUUCUUGGGUAACGACUGCAGAGGUAAUCGCAAGUUUGAAGUGGUAAUCGUUGAUGAGGUCGACAGCAUGUUGUUCGAUAGCCGAAGUCAUAGCGUCAGACUUGCUGAUCAAUGUCCUGGUAUGACCCAUCUCGAAGUUCCCUUGGCUGUUGUUUGGCAGUUUAUACAUCACACAAAUCAGCACAUGAUAUCCAAAAAUGGCAAAGUGUACUUCAUUGCUGAAGACUUUGAAGUUCAUGGACAUGACGUAAAACUGUUGUCCGGAGAGAAUUGGUUAACUGCGGCGACUGAAGUCGAUGAUAAAAAAGAAUUCAUUAUUGAACAUGGCCAAAAGCACUUGCAGAAACUUCUCCGAGAGCUUGCAGAAGAUGAAAAAUGUGAAUACCAAACGUACCAAGAUUUGAACCUUAAAAUUCUUGCGAAGGAGCAAGAAAUAUCAUUGGACAGUAGCAAUGAUCAAUUGAAGAAGGAAUGCGAUAAAUUACGAGCAGAACUGUUCCAGCUCCCCUGGAACCGAAGGCAUCCCAUCAUCGACAUACCCGAACACCUAAGGGCAUUUGCACUGACUCAGAUUCCAAGCUGGAUUAAAAACGCAAUACAAGCUGCAUGGGGGUUUCAACGGGAUGCACACUAUGCAGUAAUGAACGGAAAGAUCGUGCCGAUCAACUUCAAAGAGACUGGUGUGCUCCAAUCCAAUAUGGUGUGGAGCGAUGGUCUCACCCAGUUCUUGCAACUCAAGGAAGGGCUUUGCAUGGAUCCGGAAGCUGUUUCUACAAACUUUAUUUCAAAUGUGUCCUUUUUCAAUCGCUAUGGUUCUAAUGUAUUUGGAUUAACUGGAACUCUUGGCGAAGAAUCCACCCAACAGUUUUUGCGAUCAAUGUAUGGAACUGACAUGGUUAUAAUUCCACCAUACAAGCAAGUAGAAAUUCACAACAACCAAGAUUCACUAUAUCGUUGCAAAGAACUAAUGUCCUUAGUGUGUCCUAAUGUGGGAAUGUGGUAUAAAACAAUAAAGGAAAAUGCCUUGUAUCAUGCCUCAAGUAAUCGUGGUGUACUGAUUAUAUGGCAGUAUAUAUUUCAAGUUGAACACAUCUGCAACAUGCUGAAAAAGGUUUACGACCCUAAAAAAAUACAUAAGUAUACUGGAACAGAUGCAACAUUUAAUAAAACAACUAUUGAUUCGGGAGAAAUUAUCUUAGCUACGAACAUUGCCGGCAGGGGAACGGAUUUCAAAACAUCACAGGCAGUUGAAAACCACGGAGGAAUGUGUGUCAUAGUGACGUUCCUACCCGAGAGUAAUCGCGUUGAAAUGCAAAAUGUCGGUCGAACUGCCCGCGAAGGAAAACGUGGUAUGGCUCAGCUAAUUGUCCUCGACAAAGAUAACACGCCGAUGGAAACAUUGAAAACAUUGCGCAGUCUGAAUGAGACAGAAGCUGACGAGAAAGCCACCGAUGAAGCCAAGAGGAUGUUGGUACAAGACGCACUCUUUCAACGGUUUUGUACUCUUGAAAAUAAGUUUUUGCCAAGCCAUGACGUGGUAAGAAAUGUACAGCUUUGGAACUUGUUGCAAAUAAAUUGGGCUAUCUUCUCUAGUGAUCAUCUAAACGCAAGAAAGAUUGCCGAGGAGUCAAGGAAGUUGGAAUCAAAAACCAUACAACAAUACUUAAAAAAAAAGAAGGAAAAGAAAUUGGAAAAACUAACCAAAGAAGAAAUUGACACAACUGUAUCUGAGGAAGUAGCCAGCAUGAAACCUAAAUUCGAAGCUCUUUAUAUACAAAGUAAGAGAAACGAAUUUUGUCAACAACAGUCGUCUCACAUGCCAAAAGAACUGAUUGAUUGCUUUAAAGCUAAUAAAGCGUAUGAGCCCUUGAUAACCAAGGAUGCUCGCGACUUUAAGUGGACAUUGUACGAUAGGAAAGGAGCAGAGGAGUCCUGGGGUAUGUGGCUGAAGAGCAAACACUUUGUAGAAAAUGAAGCAACAGAAGAUCAAGCUUCCAAAAUAUUUGAGGAAGAAUUUGUCAAAGAAUUCGAAACAAGAGCUAAAACUGAUCAACUUAUAAGGAAUCCUUUUUUCUACGUUCUCAAGGGUAAUGAUGCUUUGGACAGGAAGGAUGUGGAAGCAGCGAUUAACUGCUACGAUCGCGCUAUACAGCUUGAUCCCACAUUCUCCGUUAACGCUCGGUACAAUAAAGCGCAAGCUCUACUUACGUAUGCAGAAAAUAAGUUAUCUAGACAAGAUGAAGCCAAAAAGGAGCUGCAGAAAGCAAAGGACAUGAUUGCAGCUGUGUAUCGCCCUAGUCUACUAACGUUCAACACCUUGAUAUCCCAGGGAACAUGCUCGGAAUAUGCUUCGCAGCACGUUCAACAUCAGCUUAAUAUUCUGAGUAAACAAGAAGAAUACAUUGUCAGAGCCCUAGAAAUCUUAGACCAGGCUUUGAAGAAUAAAAACAAUGUAAAGCUCACGCUCAAGAAACUGCCCACCGUCCUAAGUGAAGCCAAAGAAGAUCAUGGAAAAGCUAUCCAAGAAGCGGCCCAGAAUGGACUGACUCAUCUGUUCAUGGUUGAGGAAGAGCUUCCACGCCCCUGGGGUAGUAUAAUUUCGAUAGCGUUGAUUGGUAUAACUCAAAUAGCAGCCGGAUGUCUUAUCGUAGCCUGUACCGGAGGUGCUCUGGGGACGGGACUAAUUGCCGAGGGAGUAUCCGAUAUGAUAACUUCGGUACGUUCGGCAAUCACUGGAACGUUCAGUUGGGCUGCCUGGGCCGCACAAAAGGUGAUCGGUUUGGCCGUAUCGAUUGUCUGCGCUGGAUUCAGCGGAAUCAAGAGUGGUAUGAAAGCAGUUGUGAAUACGGUUAAAGAUCUCCGCAAAGGCGUUCAAAUGGCAAAGGGUGGUAUAGAGCUUGCCGUUAAGGAAGUGGGCUUAGCCGUUGGAAAGGGUAUUGUGAAGGAGUGCUUAACCGAAGGAAGCAAAUAUUGUACGGACCGAACGAUUAUGAACAAAGUCGAAGAAAUGAUUAGUCAAAAAGUAGGAGAACAGCUGACAGCAGCUCUGCUUAAAAAUGAUUUAAUAGUUGCAGCAUUACAGGAUGAUGAAGCAAAUGGGUCUAAUUAUUGGAAACAAAAAUUUAUCAACGAUGGAUUGGACAUUUUGAAAGAUGAACGUAUGAACGAGUGCCUUAGAAUAUUAAAAGAAAUAGCUAAAGGAAUUGCGUCUAGGCAGAUACCAUUAGCAAGCGAUAUUUUAACGUAUAGCGGAGUUUCAGUAUUUCUAAAAGAGCUCAUGACGUACACUGAAGAUUUUAUCAAAAAGUUUAACAAACAAGUAUCCAAUCACAGAAGUGAAAUCAAUUCAAUAGCAGGAGCAAACUCCAAUCCUCAACAAACAACCCCACAAUCAAUUUUAAUCCCGCAAACUCAACAACAAACUCUUAUAUCAAAUGCUCCAAAUGUUGACGUUGAAGCAGAAGAUAUCAAAGUUCAUACGCUACAGGACGAUACUUCGUAUAGUUCGAAAUGUACAUUCGGAAACAAGCAGUUGCAGUCCAAUUACGUUGAAGCUUCAACCCCAGAAUCAUUGGCGAAUGCGUUCAAAUCUCGAAUUGCUGGUAAACUAGCUGCCUCAGCCAGAGAAAGCAUAGUGAACCCUGCUUUAAGUAAUGCCACGUCUUUCGUUACAACCAAACUAUUCACAUCCUGUGAAAAAUCGGUAACUAAACUAAGAAAAGAAAUUAAAACUGCACGCGACAAGCGAAGUUGUGACAAUGACCUAGCGAACACUGGAAGGAAACGACCAGACAACAAGAACAAACAACACAAACAGGAAGAUUUGGGUGAACACUCGAAGAAAGCAAUUAAAGAACUUUCAACUGAAGGAAUCGCUCACGAUACCACAAUUUUAGCAUUAGCUGCGGCGGAAACAAAGCGUCCAAUUUAUGUGUAUGACGAGAAAGGCAAUCUAAAGGAUGUGCUUGGAGACAAUCUAUCUGGAGAUCCCAUAUCGUUGAUACAUUCACCACCCUCCGAAGAACACCCCCUUGGACACUUUGAACCACUAAAUCCAAACGUAGAGGUAACACCGUCUGGAAUAAACACGUGUGCUUUUGACUCGGUGUUUGCACAACUAAGUCAAGAGCAGAAAGACAGUUUAAAGUUGAAUGAUCCGUCUGACCUACGCGAACGACUCGUUCAACGUAUCAAUAGCAAUCCCGCUGAAGCAGAACGUGCUUUUUCCAAAAGAGCUGAAUUGACUAAGAUCGCUUCGGAUCGAAUUUUAAGAGGUGGUGCCAGAAAGUUACCUCCAGAGGAAAAGCGUAAAAAACAGACUAAAGAGCAAUUUGAUGAUCUACUGCAUGAAAUGGAUUAUGAAUCAGAUUCACAUACGGUAGACGAAGCAGUUGAACAAAAAAAAAUGUCAAAAGCACCACAUUUUACACAGAAAGUUUAAAAAUCAUCCAGCCCUUGUAAAAGCAAAUUUUCACAUUGACGAUCCAUCGAACUUGAUUUAUUUACCGAUAAGCGAAGAGAUACGAUCGGAAUGUGGUACACAAAGAUCUAUCCACAGAGGAAGGCACUCAAAUUUGGA